AUGCCGACGAAGAUAUUCAGCGACAACGCUACCAAUUUCGUCGGCGCCGAUGGCAAGCUGCGCGAAUUGAAGGAGGCGUUUCUAACAAUGGGUCCAGAACUGAAGAGAUUCGCAGCAGACGAAGGGUGCAGCUUCAUCUUUAUACCACCGCGGGCGCCGCACUUCGGCGAAUUAUGGAAAACCGCGGUGAAGUCCGCCAAACACUACAUCGUUCGCGUAAUCGGCAAUGCGCUACUGACCGCAGAGGAACUGUCAACACUACUGGCAGAAGUGGAAGCCAUMCUCAAUUMUCGGCCCUUAACACCGUGCAGCCAGGACCCCAACGACGGCGAGGAACUAACCCCAGCGCAUCUACUAAUAGAAUGGUCCCGGGCUUUAUCCCCAGAGAAGGUGCCAGUGACUCCAGUUCGUUGUUGCGAGAGAUGGCAACUUGUUUGCUGUCUCCAGCAACAGUUCUGGCGACAGUGGUCCAAAGUAUACCUGACGGGCCUUUAG
This is a messenger RNA of Bactrocera latifrons, 495 nucleotides long. RefSeq lists its product as uncharacterized. Bases 1 to 495 code for a protein of 164 amino acids. Gene Ontology annotation, molecular function: nucleic acid binding. The record is from RefSeq and is a predicted model, not a curated record. The transcript has a single exon. Lineage: Eukaryota; Metazoa; Arthropoda; Insecta; Diptera; Tephritidae.